Molecule: messenger RNA, 859 nt
Organism: Ectocarpus siliculosus
Lineage: Eukaryota; Phaeophyceae; Ectocarpales; Ectocarpaceae
Source: the annotation of a GenBank genome assembly
AUGCACUACCACAUCUCCCACAGCGGUGAGUACACGGGCACAUGGCCACAAGCGGAGAACUACUUCCGGAGGAUCAUGCGGCAUCCAGACAGCAUCAACUUCGUGACGGUUUUGCGGGAACCUCGAUCACAUCUUCUCAGGUACACUUUCGUCCCCUUUUGUCGGCCUAGGGACACUCCCAUCAAAUCCACGACCUCCUCUUCCGUCAUCUUGUGGCGAAAGGCUUGCAUUUUCUUGGGGCCCUCGUCUUGGUAGUACCAUCGAUCGGCAGGGUCGUGACUUUGUGACGUGUGUGACCCUUCAUCUCGUCCCUAUCCCACGUCCCCCCUCUUACGCCCUUUGCAACGUGCGAUGUCAACCGGGUUUGCCAACGCCAACGGUGUUGGUCGCUGAUGACUCCUCACCAGCUGCUACUAUUUCUACAUAUUUCCGGAAUGCGAGGUAAAACACUACCCUUCAUUUAUAUAAAGUGUUCAGGCUGGCAUGCUUCGACGCCGGAGUUUGGUUUGUUCUGCAACGUGCUUGAGCUGGCAUCUUCUCGCACUUAGUUGAGCUGACAUCUUCUCGCACUUAGGUGUCAGUCGCUCGGCGUUUAAGACGCGAGGAUCCUACAUGCCUGCCCUUCCUUGCUAAUUCGUCACCUAUGGUGCGUUGACUUGGAAAUCGGCAGCGAUGACCAAGAUCUCCGCCGACACCAAGGGGGCGGGGGGGAGGGGGGAUCUGAUAUUCCGGCCUGUUUCCAAAUUGGCAAACACCUUGAACCAGGACCUUGAUCAACCUAUACCUUGCAAUAGCUUGGCGCAUAGUUCCACUUUGGUCCAAGGGUCCAUAUGCCGUGUUUUCUAACAUACUAGGACCA